AUGAGUAGGGCUACAAGCCCACGCUGCAUGUACUAUCCGUAUGGAUUGGACACCGCCGAGUAUACCUUAUUCCGAUCUCUGAACUGCGACGGCCUGCGCGAGGAGCUUCGCGCCCACCUCGGCCGAUCUCCUACAGCCGAAAACGUCCUGGAAAUCUUGUGCGGGCCAGUCUUUGAGGACCUGCCGGUACACCAUCAAGAGAUGCAGGUCGCCCUCUGGGAUAUAGAAGAGAUCUUCAGGAUCUUCUGCAAGAUGGCUGUGGAGAUCUUGACCCUCGAGAUAUAA
Molecule: messenger RNA, 285 nt
Organism: Sipha flava (yellow sugarcane aphid)
Lineage: Eukaryota; Metazoa; Arthropoda; Insecta; Hemiptera; Aphididae
Exons: 1
Coding region: 1-285 (94 amino acids)
Source: RefSeq, a predicted model, not a curated record